AAACGAGGACAAAGCGAAGUUUAGAAUCAGUCGAGUGGACUCAUCGAUCAGCAACAGUGGUACAGAAAGUUUUGUUGUCAACUCGUACUUUACCGAAUCAACUUUUAUCUACUAUCAUGGCUAACUAUGCCACAAUGCUGCUGUUGAUUGUCUCUUUGAUGGGGGGACAGACCAUGGGUGGGCCCAUGGGUUCUUCUUCAUCCGGAUACUACACCACUCCGGCGUCCUACUACACCACCAAAGCUCCUGAGUACUACACAACGAAGAAGGCCGAGUAUUACACGACAACAUAUGCUGCUCCUAGCUACUACACUGAACCCCCAAUGUACUACACGACCAAGGCGCCCGAAUACUACACGACGGCAUCCUACUACACAACAACGUAUGCGGCUGCGACGUACUACACCACUACGUAUGCAACCCCUACUUACUACACUACAAAGGCCCCCGAGUACUACACCACUACGUAUGCUGCUCCGACGUACUACACCACUACGUAUGCUGCUCCGACGUACUACACCACUACGUAUGCUGCUCCGACGUACUACACCACUACGUAUGCUGCUCCGACGUACUACACCACUACGUAUGCUGCUCCGACGUACUACACCACUACGUAUGCUGCUCCGACGUACUACACCACUACGUAUGCUGCUCCGACGUACUACACCACUACGUAUGCUGCUCCGACGUACUACACCACUACGUAUGCUGCUCCGACGUACUAUUCGGAGGCACCGAAAUACUACUCGGCACCGAGCUAUUACACAGAGGCGCCAAUGUAUUACACAACAACCUACGCCACUCCAAGCUACUACACCGAAGCUCCUGCCUACUAUACCACAAAGGCCCCCGAGUAUUACACCACAACGUACGCUUCUCCGUCUUACUACACUGAGGCCUCGAAAUAUUACUCUGCUCCGAGCUACACAACUGUAUCGUACUACACCACCACAGAGGCGCCAAAGUACUAUGUAGCUCCAACAUACUACACCACAGCUGCCACGUCUUACUACCCUGAGCCGGCAUACUACGCUGCCCCAAGUUAUUACACAACGGCUGCUCCUUCGUACUACGUGGAACCUACUUACUACACCACAACUUAUGCUGCCCCGUCUUACUACACUACAAAGGCUGCUGAAUACUACACUACCACGUACGCUGCUCCAGCUUAUUACAGUGAGGCUCCGCAAUACUACACUACAAAGGCUCCUGAAUACACCACAACGUAUGCUGCACCAAGCUACCAUACCGAGCCCUCCAAGUACUACAGCACUACUUACGCUGCCCCGGCUUACUACACAGAGGCUCCGCAAUAUUACACCACAAAGGCUGCUGAAUAUUACACAGCUAAAGCCCCUGAGUACUACACAAAGAAAGCUGAAUACUACACCACAACUUACGCUCCUCCAGCUUACUACACUGAAGCUUCAAAAUACUACACCACAAAAGCGCCAGAGUACUACACUACCACAUACGCCGCUCCCAGUUACUACACCGAAGCUAAAGCUUACUACACAACAACCUAUGCAACCCCAUCAUACUACACCCAGCCUCCCAAGUACUAUUAAUUUCGAGUUAUGCUUACAGGUUAAAGCUCGAGGACGAAAUCUUCUGAUUGUGUAAAUUAUUUGUAGUCGUCGUUCCAAAAUGAAUUUUUCCCUGCCAUAUAAUUUAUGCAUGCAUUAGUUGUUCCAUGCGAAUGUGAUUUCCAAACUCAAUGUUGAAUGCAAAUAUUACAUCGUUAUCAAAUGCUA
Molecule: messenger RNA, 1757 nt
Organism: Daphnia carinata
Lineage: Eukaryota; Metazoa; Arthropoda; Branchiopoda; Diplostraca; Daphniidae
Product: adhesive plaque matrix protein-like
Exons: 2
Coding region: 117-1571 (484 amino acids)
Source: RefSeq, a predicted model, not a curated record